AUGGAAAUGAGGUGGAUGAAGCUGAAGAACAAAUUGACCGCACCCUGCUACCAGGUUCUCACUCAAAUGUUUCUCUGGGACUUCGAAAAGAGGCCAGACAUUCACGUCCUCCACAAGUCUAGCUGGUUCGCCAACGGUCAAAACUUCAACAACAGCAGCGCUAAUAAUACUGGAGCCACUUCCCAGCAACAACAGCAGCAGCUCCAACAGCAGCAACAGCAGCUGAUGCAGGCAACGAGUAGCGACCAGUCUCAAUUCUUACAGCUAGUGCAGCAGCAACCACCGUCUCAAAAGCUGAACGUUGUGGCCAUUGACGACGACGAUGAUGACGUUGCUGAAAUCAUGACUGAAGAAGAGGAAGAAGAAGAUGAAGAUGGUGGAGAUGAUGAUGAUGAUGAUGAUGAUGAUGCACUCAGAAAGAACAACAACUGCAAAGUUACUAAUAAUAAUGACUUCGACGAAGACAACGACGAUGAUGAGUUAGAUGAGGAUGAUGAUGAUGACGGUGAUGGUGAUGAUGAGGGCGAUGGUGAUGUUCUUCCAUAUCCAGAUCCUACCAUUCGCUACCAACAUCACCACUACCAACAACAGCAGCAACAACAACAGCCACCCAACAGAAGCUGCACGCGAUACAGACGCAUGAACGGCCAGUCAGCUAACAGCAACAAAUACAUGAACAACGAAAGCAGUAGCAGCUGCAAUAGUAGCCACAACAACCACGACAGGACAGUUAACGCCAACAACAACCCACGCAUCUUCAACUACGACAACGACAACAAAGAAUCGAGCUCAUACAACGGUUAUGGCAGUAGUCAGAUGGGCAUUCAGUAUCUUCCUCUUAGCAAACAUCAUCUGAAACAACAACAACAACUACAACAUCAACAAGAGCAACAUCAACAAUUACCAUAUCAUUGUGUAGGAUCACAGCAGCAACAACAACAAAAGCAUCAGCAAAGCAACAUACCCGUGCUUAAAAUUCAUCACAAUAAUCACACCAACAACAUCAAUAACUUCAAUAAUAAUAAUAAUAACAACAACAACAACAAAAACAUCAAUAACAACAAUAACAAUAACUUCUUAGGGACCGAAAUGGAAAUUAAUGGGGUAAAGACGAGGUCCUACUUUCGUUACAUGGCCAGCCAAUCAAAUAACAGCAACAACAAUAAUAAUAAUAACAACAAUAAUAAUAAUAAAAAUGCCAAUAGCAACAACAACAGCUAUAAAACCAUCCACAACAAUAAUAACAAUUUAAUAAUUCAGUGCAGCAGCAGUAGUAGUGUAAGUUGCAUAAGCAUUCAAAAAGCUUAA
This is a messenger RNA of Helobdella robusta, 1308 nucleotides long. RefSeq lists its product as hypothetical. The record is from RefSeq and is a predicted model, not a curated record. The coding region runs from base 1 to 1308 and encodes 435 amino acids. Lineage: Eukaryota; Metazoa; Annelida; Clitellata; Rhynchobdellida; Glossiphoniidae. The transcript is spliced from 2 exons.